Staurois parvus is the source of this 301-nucleotide messenger RNA. The record is from the annotation of a GenBank genome assembly. Lineage: Eukaryota; Metazoa; Chordata; Amphibia; Anura; Ranidae.
AUGAGCUCUGCUGGUGUCGGGGAGCUGUAUUUCAUUGAUGGUAUCAUAAAUUCACAGUGUAUACUGCUCUGUAUUGAAAGAGAAGAUGCUACCAUCACUCCGUGCCCUUGGUCGUCGUGCACUUUUCCAACAUGACAAAAAUCCAAAGCACACAUCUAAGGCCACUGUUGCAUUUCUGAAGAAUAACAGGGUGAUAGUGAUUCAGUGGCUAAGUAUGUCUCCUGAUAUGAACCCAAUCGAACACCCAUGGGGAAUUCUGAAGAGACAAGUUGAGCAUUACUCUCCAUCCAGCAUCCAGACU